Ostrinia nubilalis (European corn borer) is the source of this 1283-nucleotide messenger RNA. RefSeq names its product programmed cell death protein 7-like. Lineage: Eukaryota; Metazoa; Arthropoda; Insecta; Lepidoptera; Crambidae. The coding region runs from base 1 to 1098 and encodes 365 amino acids. The transcript has 4 exons. The record is from RefSeq and is a predicted model, not a curated record.
AUGUCGAAUAACCAUCACUUUUAUAAUAAUUUUCGUGGGAAUCACCAUACAUUCCAAACCAUGAGGCCGCCGGGUGUGGUGCCCCCGCCGCCGCCGCCCCCUCGAUUAUUUUUUAUGCCGCCUCCUUCUCCGUCUGCACCCACAUUAGAAAUGUUAGAUAAUGAGUGCGCCAGAGAGAUGGAAAGAAAAUUACCAAAAGUUCCAAUAAAAAGAAAAACAAACACAGUCUCAAUAUCUGAAGUCCGUAAUAAACUUCGAGACUUGAUUUUGACUUUGAACGACUUGAGAGAUAGAGAAAAUCUUCUAACUGACAAGAUAGACUCCUGUUCAGAUAAGGAAUGGAGGUCAGAACUUGAAGAGGUGAAGUUGAAGAAGGCAUUUGUUAGAGAAUCACUUUCAGAAAUUAAAACUACCUACACGAGUAAUCUAGGGAAGGCUAUAGCAAAGAGAACUGCUAAAAGACAGCGCUUGAAGAGACGUAACAUAGAACUAAAGAGGGCCAAAGAAGAGAGAAUCAAAGAGUUAGAAGAGAGAUCGAGGAAGAUUGAUGAGAACUUGCAGAAGAUUAAGGAUGCUGUCAUCAAGGCUAAAGAGGAAGAAGAAGCAAAACUUCAAGCAGAUGUUAUCCUGAAAGAGGUGUUACGGAAGAAACAUAAUGCCAAGAAGUUUAUUACAAAACUGGAUGCAUUAAAAAAAUUGCGCAAAGCAAGAAUGAACACAGCCAAAGGACGAGGGGAAAAUGUUUCAGAAAAAGAAGCAGAAGAAUUUGAUGGCAAAAUUGAUAAACUAAAGUUGCUUUGGGGCCAAAAACUAAUCGGUUAUGAGAAGGAAGAACAAGAUCUCCGUGAUAAACUGAAGCAAGAUAGUGAUGAGCAAAAAGCCGCCAAAGCUAACGAAAUGGAGAAACAAAUGACUUUUAAUUUGAGAAAGUGGAAAAGAGCUCUCUUUGGGGACUCCACUGCAAACCCACAAGUGAACUUCAAUGGGCAUGCGGAGAGAUUUGUUGCCGUCAGAUGUCAAUGGGAUCAAUUCCUGGAUAGUGCUGGGACCCCUCUUCCUGUUGGCUGGGUGGUGCCAGCGAAGCCAGCGGACUCAUAGAUUCCCUAUUUACUACUGGCCAUCAAGCACCCUUUAAAUUACAAUCAAAUUGUUUACUGGUAUGCGCGAAGUAAAACGAGCGCCUGCGCUAUGGUCUGACGAUUUUAUAAGGAGGCUUAUUGUAUGCGGUGAGGUCUUUCUUAUAUUUUCCUGCUAGUUUCAAUGGUUGAUUUGACCCAUGCUCA